CUCUUUUGGUUUCAGUGCCUAUUUUGUUUUCUUUUCUUUUUUCUCUUUGUAUAUAUAAUACUACUAAUAAUGCUCCAUUUUGUUAUAACUAUAUCUUGAAAAUCAAUCAGCAUUUUUAGAGCAUGAUGUUGGCAAUGGAAGAAAUAUUGUGUGAACUGAAUAGAGAAGAGAUGAAUGAACAAGGCCUUCCACCUGGUUUUAGGUUUCAUCCAACUGAUGAAGAGCUUAUCACUUUUUACUUAGCCUCUAAGGUCUUCAAUGGUACUUUUUCUGGUAUUCAAAUUGCUGAAGUUGAUCUCAACAGAUGUGAGCCCUGGGAACUUCCAGAAGUGGCAAAAAUGGGGGAAAGAGAGUGGUAUUUUUUUAGCUUAAGGGACCGGAAAUACCCAACCGGGUUAAGAACGAACCGGGCGACAGGAGCGGGUUAUUGGAAAGCAACGGGUAAAGACCGUGAAGUUUACAGUGCAACUAACGGAGCCCUCCUUGGGAUGAAGAAAACACUUGUUUUUUACAAAGGAAGAGCUCCAAGGGGUGAGAAAACUAAAUGGGUUAUGCAUGAAUACCGUCUUGACGGUGAUUUCUCCUACCGUUACUCUUCUAAGGAGGAAUGGGUGAUAUGCAGAAUACUACACAAAAUAGGGGAGAAGAAAAAUGCAAUAAUAUAUGAAGGGGCAAGUGGUGGUGGGUCUACGUACCCCACUUUAAAAACAUGGUCAUCAGCAGCAUUGAAUUCAUCUUUAACACCAAAUCCAAAAACACUAUGUCAGCAAGCUGAAGCAUCACAAAUAUCAUACAAUAACUCAUCACUGAACAACCUUUAUCUAUUUCACCACCAUGAAAACGACCUCAUCAAAUCCCUCUUUAAUAAUAAUAAUAAUGUUUCCCAAACAACAAACCUAUUCCAAAUGAAUAAUGUUGCCUUUUCCUCUACCAAAAGAUACAAAGACGACAAACAACAACUUGUAGACAUGGCAAACAAAAACUCAUCCAAUAUCGUCUUGAUCAAUUCACAGACUUGCACUUCUUCGAAGAAAAGCGAAACAACGUUGAAAUCACAAGGCAAUUUUUAUGAUCAAAAUGCUUUUGGGAUGAAUUCCGAUUGGAUUAGUAGUUUAAGCGCGGGCAUGGAGGAGGAGAUACCAUGCAAUUAUUUCAAUAACGUCAUCAUGGAUAAUAAUUAUCCCAUCAAAAUUGCUGCAGAAUCUUGGCCUCUCCAUCACUAGUAGGAUGAUAUAUAUAGCUAGUAACUGAUUAUGACUAGUGUUAUGUAUAAACAGCUACUCUAUAGCUAGCUAUGUGUAAUUAAUUCAGAAACCUGCAUGUUGCUUGUUCCUUAAGGUUUAUGAGAUGAAUAUGAAUAUAUUGUAUUAUAUAUA
This is a messenger RNA of Solanum dulcamara, 1376 nucleotides long. Its product is annotated as protein CUP-SHAPED COTYLEDON 3. The transcript is spliced from 3 exons. Gene Ontology annotation, biological process: regulation of DNA-templated transcription. Gene Ontology annotation, molecular function: DNA binding. Bases 123 to 1223 code for a protein of 366 amino acids. Lineage: Eukaryota; Viridiplantae; Streptophyta; Magnoliopsida; Solanales; Solanaceae. The record is from RefSeq and is a predicted model, not a curated record.